AUGAAAAGAAAUUCAUCAUUUUCUUCUUCAUUUGAUAUCACUCAUAACAUUCACUCUAUCACUUCUCCUUAUUAUUAUUCCUGGCAAAAAUAUUUUGGGAAAGUUUUCAUUUAUUGGUUGGGGACAGAGUCGUUUUUAUAUAUUGUUGAUCCUGGAUUCUUAAAGAUAAUGUCUUCAAAGGUUUUGGCUAAGAAAUGGGGGAAACCAAGUGUUUUUAGAAAAGAUAGAGAACCAAUGGUUGGAAAUGGUUUGGUGAUGGCUGAAGGCACCGCAUGGGUCCAUCAUCGACAUGUUAUAGCCCCGACAUUUACUCCACUUAAUCUUAAGACAAUGGCAAGCAUGAUGGUUUAUUCCACCAGGAAAAUGAUCAAAAGGUGGGAUACCCAAAUUAACUCCGGCAACCUUGAAAUCGAUGUCGAAAAUGAGAUUGUAGCAACCGCCGGAGAGAUCAUAGCAAAAGCAAGCUUUGGAAUGGGAGGUGAAAAUGGAAAAUUAGUUUUUAAUCAAUUAAGAACUUUGCAGAUGAUCCUUUUUAAGACCAAUGAAUAUGUUGGGGUUCCAUUUGAAAAAUUAUUUAAUUUGAAGAAAACAUUAGAAGCAAAGAAAAUUGGUGAAGAAGAAUUGCUUGAUGAGUGCAAGACAUUUUUCUUUGGUGGCUAUGAAACAACAUCACUUUCAAUCACAUGGACUUUGCUACUUCUAGCUUUGCAUCAAGAUUGGAAAAACCAAUUGAGAGAUGAAAUUAAACAAGUGAUUGGUAAUGUUGAAGAACUUGACAUCAACUUGCUUGCUAAUUUAAAGAAGAUGAAAUGGGUGAUGAGUGAAGCACUUAGACUUUACCCACCAUCUCCAAAUGUGCAAAGGCAAACUAUGGAGGAUAUUCAAGUUAAUAAUUUAAAGGUGCCUAAAGGGACAAAUAUUUGGAUUGAUGUUGUAGCAAUGCACCAUGAUGUUACAAUAUGGGGGAUUAAUGCCAACAAGUUCAAACUAGAGAGAUUUAUGAAUGAUGUAAAUGGGAAAUCCAACAACAAAAUGGGGUACUUGCCUUUUGGUUUUGGAGGAAGAGCAUGUGUUGGUAGAAACUUAACUUUCAUGGAAUAUAAGAUAGUGCUAACACUACUUCUCUCUAAGUUUAAUUUUAAAAUCUCUCCUAGUUAUCACUAUUCUCCUACUAUCAUGUUGUCUCUUAGGCCCAAUCAUGGACUUCCUCUCAUAGUUCGACCAUUCUAG
Molecule: messenger RNA, 1230 nt
Organism: Vicia faba (fava bean)
Lineage: Eukaryota; Viridiplantae; Streptophyta; Magnoliopsida; Fabales; Fabaceae
Source: the annotation of a GenBank genome assembly